Messenger RNA from Astrephomene gubernaculifera, 1338 nucleotides. NCBI's taxonomy places the organism in Eukaryota, Viridiplantae, Chlorophyta, Chlorophyceae, Chlamydomonadales, Astrephomenaceae. The record is from the annotation of a GenBank genome assembly.
AGAUGGAUUAGCUUAAACUGUCAUUUCAUUUGUACUCAUUAGAGUGCUGCCCUUCAAAAAAGCGUUGACAGCAUACAGCUUGUUGCAACCCUGCAAGCCUGCCAUUUUGCUCCCAUAGAAGCUGGUUAGGAGCAUACCUUCAUUUGCUGGUUCUUGAUCAGUAACCCAGUACUCUCUAAAAGACCUUAUCAAGGCGUGCCACUGUUUCACAAGAAGGAAAAAUCGCUGCAGCUGUUUCGGCAUUCAGUGCACUUCUCAAUUUAGGAACUCUUUAUGAAACGACGACUUAGGGAAACUAGGAAUGAGCGGGGCAAGCCAGCCCAGUCCGUUGCCGGUGAAUGACCCUGUAUCAAACUACGAGAAGCUGCACCGUAUCGGGGAGGGGACCUAUGGCGUAGUAUACAAGGCGCGCGACCGCACCACCGGCGAGGUCGUGGCACUGAAGCGUGUGCGCUUCGACCGCUCGCGCGACGGAGUGCCUGUGACGUCCAUUCGUGAGCUGCGCGUGCUGCAGGCCUGCCGCCACCCCAACAUUGUGGGACUCAAGAAGGUGGUCACCGGGUCGCAGGCGGACAGUGUGUUCCUGGUGUUCGAGUACUGCGAGCAUGAUUUGGGUCGCCUGCUGGACACGCUGGCGGGGGCGCGCAGGGGCUUCAGCAUGUCGGAGGUCAAGUGCCUCAUGCGGCAGCUGUUAGAGGCGGUUGCCUUCCUGCACGACCACUGGGUGGUGCACCGGGACAUCAAGCUCUCCAACCUGCUCUACACGCACACCGGCCACCUCAAGCUAUGCGACUUUGGGCUGGCAAGAUACUUUGCGCCCUUCGUGACGCCCAUGACCCCCAACGUGGUGACGCUGUGGUACCGGGCGCCUGAGGUGCUGCUGGGCAGCGAGGAGUACGACGAGAGCAUCGACAUGUGGAGUUGCGGUGCGGUUCUGGCGGAGCUGGUGGCGGGUGAGCCGCUGUUCCCCGCCACCUCGGAGGGCGAGUGUCUCAACAUGAUGGCGGCGCUGCUGGGGGCGCCCAACGAGCGGAUCUGGCCGGGCAUGUCCUCGCUGCCCAACGCCAGCAAGUUCGUGUUCCCCGAGCAGCCCUACAACUUCCUGCGCCGGCAGCUGCCGCAGCUGAGCGAGCGCGGGCUGCACCUGCUCAACUGCUUGCUCACCUACGACCCAGAUCGCCGCAUCACAGCCAGGCAGGCGCUGCGGCAUGAAUUCUUCCAGGAGAAGCCCUAUCCGAAGCAGCCGGCGGAUAUGCCCACGUUCCCUUCUUCCCACGACACUUCGCGCACUGGCGCCGGCGCUCAACCACGGCACCACCACCACCACCACCAUGCGGG